CAAGUAACAGUUUCCCAUUUCUCUCUUCAGUCCCACCUUGAGCAAAGCAGACAUGGCCGGCCAACAUCCAGAUCGAAAUCCAAAUCCGGCCGCCAAUGCCUAUGACCGCCCCAGAGUUGUCCUCGAUCCAGACGGCACGUUCCCGCGCCUCCUCGACGAUCCAAAGACCCCAGCCGUGCCCGAUCCCGACCAGCCCUUCGCCGUCCGCACCAAGGACGUCCCAAUCAACCCCACCCACGGCACUUGGGCCCGAAUCUACUUGCCUCGCCCACCGUUACCGCCGGACCAAAAACUGCCGCUCAUCGUGUAUUACCACGGCGGCGGGUUCGUGUACUUCUCGCCGUCCUCCACGAGAAUCCACGAAUUCUGCUCCCUCAUUGCGGCGAAGCUCUCUGCCGUCGUCGUCUCCUCCAGCUACCGCCUCGCUCCGGAGAACCGCCUCCCUGCGGCGUACGACGAUGCCGUGGAGGCCCUCUGCUGGGUCAGGACAGCCACGGAGGAGUGGCUGCGCGAGCGCGUUGACUUCUCGCGGUGCUUCCUGAUGGGCACGAGCGCUGGGGGGAACAUCGCGUACCACGCGGGCCUGCGCGCGAGCGCCGCCACGGUUGAUCUAGAGCCGUUGGUGAUCAGAGGGCUGAUCUUGCACCACCCCUUCUUCGGUGGGUCCCAGAGGACCGAGUCGGAAACAAGGCUGUUCAACAACCCUGUCCUGCCCGUAAACGGGACGGACCUGAUGUGGGAGCUGGCCCUGCCGGCCGGCGCAGACCGGGACCACGAGUAUUGCAACCCAAUGGCUGGGGAUAGACUGGAGGAAUGGGGGAGGAUGAGAACGUUGGGGUGGCAAGUGGUGGUGGCGGGCGGCGGCGGAGAUCCUUUGAUAGAUCGGCAGAGGGAGUUGACGGCGGAGCUGGAGGCGAAGGGGGUGCAGGUGGUGGGCUUUUUCGGCGGCGAAGGCGAUUCUCAUGCGGUGGAGAUGAUGGAGCCGGCUAAGGCAGAGUUCUUUCUCGAGAAACUGAAAGGCAUAGUUUGAGCUGGCGGCUCAGCUAGGCCGGUGGCCGGGGAAGGGAAGAUAAACGGCGGUCAGAGGGGGAGUGCCCGGUGCGCGCGGUGGUUUGUCUCUUUGCCUUCGUUUUCAUUGACGUUGUCUUUGUGUCUUGUUUCUUUUUUAGAUUAAUAUUAUUGUUAAUGUCACCCAUUAUUAUAAUCCGCGCAAUAGAAAUCUAUCAAAUUAUAAGUCAUCGAUCGAAUGAAAACGACCUUCUAUCUUGUAAGAAAGUGAAGACGAG
Molecule: messenger RNA, 1286 nt
Organism: Rhodamnia argentea
Lineage: Eukaryota; Viridiplantae; Streptophyta; Magnoliopsida; Myrtales; Myrtaceae
Product: carboxylesterase 1-like
Exons: 1
Coding region: 53-1030 (325 amino acids)
Molecular function (GO): hydrolase activity
Source: RefSeq, a predicted model, not a curated record